AUGUGCGAUAGCAGCCAAAAAGAAGAUCACAGCACAAGUGCGAGCGAUAGCGCGUUGUUCUUCAACUACCAUGAGUUCUCGUUUUCAUUCUACAAAGAGCUCGGUUCCGAAGACGCUAUACCCAAGGAGCACGACGAAGACCACAAAUUGUGUAUAACGCACUUUCCAAACGUCUACGCGCCGCGGGGCUCCGCCGAGUUUCAGAUGACCCGGGUGGUGCGUGUGCCCCGGCGAUUCGACGAGUCCCGGGACAGCCUGGAAAUACCACAGUUCAGCACGCAGUUGCCCGGGAGCGAGCCGGCGGCUAUCGUCGGAGACAAUAGCAGUGGCGGGUUUGUGCGAUGCGGGCGCUACGACACCGGCGAUCACGUGUUCGGCUGCUCGUCCGUGUCGCCACUGUCCGAGCUGUUGGACGCGGCGGAGCUGGCAGAGGUGGUGCGCCGGGUAAACGAGCACCUGCGGCGGGAGGGGUAUGAGGUGUACGGGUGGCGCAAUCUUGGUGGCGUGGUGCUGGACGCGGUCACGGGCGGGCUGUGGAGCUGGGCUUCGGGGCCCCUUCUCGCUUUGUGUGGGCCUAUGUUUCAAGAGUCGCGCGCCCUAGAACAGUACGUGGCGCAGCUGAACUCGCCGGGCGGAUUGCUCCACGAGCGCGGUGUGCGCCUAGUUCUGCCCCGACGGUCCGGGUGCCUAUCCCUGGAUUUUGUCGUGCCCCGACCUGCCGAGUAA
Molecule: messenger RNA, 726 nt
Organism: Saccharomyces eubayanus
Lineage: Eukaryota; Fungi; Ascomycota; Saccharomycetes; Saccharomycetales; Saccharomycetaceae
Gene: SHR5
Product: Shr5p
Exons: 1
Coding region: 1-726 (241 amino acids)
Biological process (GO): peptidyl-L-cysteine S-palmitoylation; protein targeting to membrane
Cellular component (GO): endoplasmic reticulum palmitoyltransferase complex; extrinsic component of endoplasmic reticulum membrane
Source: RefSeq, a predicted model, not a curated record